AUGCUUUACAGCAAUAUCGUCAAUUGCAUCGUGCUUCAAAGUAAAAUCUUUCAAACCACUCGUGACACAUUGAUGAAAGUACCUGGCUCAUUCCUUUAUCGUUUAUGUCAGGAUGACAAGAGACUGCCCAGCGUAAAGGAUGAGACUGGUGCCUACUUGAUCGAUCGAGAUGCAGAUUAUUUUUCACCCGUUUUAAAUUACCUCAGACACGGCAGGCUUAUAAUAAAUCCCGGUUUAGCCGAUGAAGGAGUUCUGGAAGAGGCGGAAUUUUACAAUCUACCUCAAUUGGUGCACCUCGUAAAUGAGAGGAUUCAUGAAAGGGAAAGAAGCUCGAAUGAAACUGGGCGAUUCAAAAGCGUAUAUCGUGUGAUUCAAUGUCAUGAAGAAGAACUGACCACAUUCAUUUCGGCAACAAGCGAUGGCUGGAAAAUUGUCCAGGUUCUUCCUGUGCAGAGCAGAUACCAGGAUUACACAGUUGAUAGGCAGCAAGAGUAUUUAUGUAUUGUUGUGCGAGAAUGUCCUGAUAAUGGUUCGGUCAGCGAUAGCCGCGAUAGAGCAACUCUGCUCCAACAGAAAGCUAGACGUAGGUUGUAUUGCUUCUUUCUAUCUUUGUUUCGCUAA
Molecule: messenger RNA, 621 nt
Organism: Haemonchus placei
Lineage: Eukaryota; Metazoa; Nematoda; Chromadorea; Rhabditida; Trichostrongylidae
Source: the annotation of a GenBank genome assembly